CUCCAAGGGGCCCUCCAAACUCGCCCUUGCCACGCGGCCAUAUGCCCGGGGCUUUAUUUCCUUCUUGUAGGUUAAGUAGAAGAUGAAAGGUAGCUUCAUAAAUAAUUAUAACUAAACGUGGCCAUAAAUAAAAUUAUUGCAGCCUAAUAAAAAUUAUAUGAAAGAGAGGAAUUAAAAACCAGGACUUGUGAUUGAGCAAUGUUUGACUAUUGAUAGUAACUCCACUCCCCAUAGCUCCAAAGAGGGAAAACCUGAAACUGAAAGCCGGGGAGGGCGAAGAAGAAAAUGGAUUGGACAAGCAAAGUGCUGAGCGCCGCAACCAGAGCCGGCAACAACAACACUGUGAUCAACGUAUUGUUGGUAGGCUCGUUCGUGGCGCUCAGCGUCAGAUCGGUGAAGCAGCAGAAGGACAUUGAGACCCUUGAGGCCGAGAAGGACUCCCUCACCAAAGCCAACAAGGCUUCGAAGAAGGCCAUGUGGGAUUGGAAGCAGCAGCUCUUCGCCGAAGCCCAAGCUGCCUCUGACUCUGCCGUCGUUCCCCUCUCACGCCUCAAAUCCAUCUACGGCGAAGCCGCCUCCUCUCUACCCACUGGGGACUACGAGAAAGAUGCUGUAAAGCCAACUCAAUCUAAAUUUGUGGUCUGAAGCUGUAUUUGCAAAUUCUCAAGGAUCCUGAUAAUAUAUGAGAUUGGAAUGUGGGUGAUUGAAACUUUUCUUGAAGGAUCCCUGUGAAGCCUGCCUCAAUAUAUCAUUUUUUAUGUCAAGUGGUUAGUGGAUCAGAAGACCAAUAGGAACAUGAGAGGUGCUCUUGGAACCAUCAUUUUAGAUGGAUUCAAUGAAACUUUCUCGAUUGUCCAAGUAAGUUCAAAUUUUGUUUUCUUUGAUCAGUUUAUAGUUUGGGUGUGUGAGCAUAAGAUUUCAAACAAAUGUAGCCUGAAUAAAGCCCUUUACUUUUAUUGGAACCUACCCAAGGAUGAAGAUGGCUUAAAAUAGCUUGAUAUUGAUUUCAUAUUAUUUGGAUAA
This is a messenger RNA of Malania oleifera, 1023 nucleotides long. RefSeq lists its product as uncharacterized. Gene Ontology annotation, cellular component: mitochondrion. The transcript has 2 exons. Bases 286 to 645 code for a protein of 119 amino acids. Lineage: Eukaryota; Viridiplantae; Streptophyta; Magnoliopsida; Santalales; Ximeniaceae. The record is from RefSeq and is a predicted model, not a curated record.